This is a messenger RNA of Nerophis ophidion (straightnose pipefish), 10531 nucleotides long. RefSeq names its product arf-GAP with GTPase, ANK repeat and PH domain-containing protein 1-like. The coding region runs from base 57 to 3680 and encodes 1207 amino acids. NCBI's taxonomy places the organism in Eukaryota, Metazoa, Chordata, Actinopteri, Syngnathiformes, Syngnathidae. Gene Ontology annotation, cellular component: nucleus. Gene Ontology annotation, molecular function: GTPase activity; GTPase activator activity; protein binding. The record is from RefSeq and is a predicted model, not a curated record. The transcript has 19 exons.
ACUGAGGUUCUCCUAGUCAGAGAGCAGGUGCUGCUGUGCUGAGCUCUGCUGUCUCGAUGAGCAACGCCGACAACCCACAGAAACGCACCACCUACCUCAUCUCCCUCACUUUGGUGAAGGUUGAGGCUCUGCCAGAGCAGGAGGAUGCAGAGGUGAAGAAGCCCCUUCCAGAGGGGGAAGGGAAGAAGGAGAAGGAGGAGGAGGAGGAGGCGAGAAGAGGCCCCAAAGAGGAGGAUGGAUGUGUUGGUCCACAAGUGGUGGAUAAAGAGAGCGCACAAGUGGAAGAAGAAGUGGAGCAGGUGCAGGUCAAGUAUGGCAGCCCUAAUGAGUAUUGGGGGAAAGCCGAACGCAGGGACUUUAAAGACGUUGUUCCGCCUGCUAAAAGCAAGGACCCUUCCGUGGUCCACCCAGCGGCGAGGCAAAUGGUGAAGGUGUACAGCGGGAGCAGCUUCGAGGCUACCGUCCGCAGAGAGGGCCUUCGCUCCGACGCCUCACGCCCCAAGACGGAGCUCUACCGCGAACCUCCCAGGCUCUACCUCAAGGGUGAGAACGGAUCGGAGCUCAGCAACCGCUCGCGCUGCAGCCUCCCGUUUUCCAUCCCGCCUCAGGUGAGCCAGCGCCCCGAAGUGCUGAUGAGGUCGCACGUGGGGGCCAACUCUGCAUGCUGGAGGGACGCCAGAGACGCCAACAGCAGUUUGUAUCACUCUGCCAAAACUCUAGAGCGCAGGGAGCAGCCCCCCUUGGCGGCGGCGACGACGACUCUGGGGCCUUACAGGGCGUCCUGGGCCGACAGCGACGGGAGGGGAACGCUCAUUCGUCCUGCGGCUCCCCUCAGUGGAGGCUAUUCCGGGAUAAUGAGCAGGGACAACUCUCACGAAGAAAGGUUUAAGGUUUCCCUGGCUGCACCUGCCACCUCCGAAGGGAACCGACCUCAGCGAAAAGGAACAAGUCGCACCCUGGACAACAGCGACUUGCACUGCCUCUCUGAAGACGCCAGGAGGGGGAAGGAGGGCCAAGGAGGAACGAUCCAGAGAGCUCCUCCACGUGACCGCAAGAUGCUCAAGUUCAUUAGUGGGAUUUUCACCAAAAGUGCAGCCGGGCCACAGAAUGUCAGCACUGCAGCUGCCCUCUAUCCAGCUGUGGAGAGGGGCUCCAGCGAGGAGGAGGCUGCAUGCACCAGCAGCCAGGAAUGGACCAUCACUCAAACUGUACAAGAACUUCACCUGGCUGUGUUAGGAGGUCUAUGCAGUGGGAAGUCUGCUCUGGUCCACAGACACUUGACAGGAAGUUAUCUGGCGGUGGAGAAUGCUGAGGGGCACCAGUACAUUAAAGAUGUCCUUGUUGACGGACAGAGCCACCUGUUGAUCAUCAGAGAAGAGACAGAACUCCCAGGAGCCCAGUUUGCCAGUUGGCUCGACGCCGUCAUCCUGGUCUUCAGUUUGGAAAACGAGGCCAGCUUCCAGGAAGUGUACAAGAUCUACCACCAGCUCGCUCUCCUCCGGCCAGUCGCUGAGAUACCUUUCGUAGUGGUCGGCACGCAAGACAAGAUCAGCAGCAACAACCCUAGAGUUAUAGACGAUGCCAGGGCCAGACAGCUGUGCUCGGACGUGCGGCGAUGCACUUAUUAUGAAACCUGCGCCACGUACGGCCUCAACGUCAACAGAGUCUUCAAUGAUGCUGCUCAGAAGAUCAUGGCUGCCAAGAAGCAAGCUGCCUUACUGGCUUCCUGCAAAUCCCUUCCCAACUCUCCGAGUCACUCUGGAGGCUCCACUCCAGUGUCGGGUGUCUUUCCAGGACAGGCCAGCAAUGGGGGUCAGAGUAGCGAUUACUCCUCAUCACUUCCUUCCACCCCCGUGAUUAGCCAUAAAGAGAUUGGCAGGUCUGCACGAGGGGAGAAACAAGACAGUGGCACUCCCGGUUCCAUCCGCAGCGCCACCCGGCGACGCACGGCACGUUUUGCCGGUCGCAGAGGCAGUGACUCAGCCAGGCGAAGUGCAGACUGCAAAGAUGUGGGCAGCGGACGCUUUAUUCCUAUCAAGCAGGGCUUUUUGCUCAAGCGCAGCGGAAACUCGCUCAACAAAGAGUGGAAAAAGAAGUACGUGACGCUCUCCAGCGACGGGAUACUUUCGUACCACUCCAGCGUCAAUGACUAUAUGCUGAAUACACCCGGGAAAGAAAUGGACCUGCUGCGAGUGACGGUGAAGGUGCCGGGCAAGCGCCCCCCUCGCGCCACACCCUCUGGCGGGCCUCCAGUCGGGCUCAAUGGGAGGGUGAAAGAUGGUCCUGAAGGUGUCAGCCUGGUUCCUGUCAGCGCCAGCAGCUUCCUGCAAGUGGACGACAUGGACGGGCUGGGAAGCACACUCUUCCUGAGGGGUAACAGAGGAGUGCAACGUUGCGCCUCGAAUGUCUCCAACCACGCUCAAAGUGUCGACUCUGCAUUUGAGGGCGUAUCGAGCUCUUCAUCCACCAAAGACGUGGGCUCCACAUCCCCAGUGGAGGACAGAAAAAAGCAUCGCAGGAAGAAGAGCACAAACCAGAAAGGGGACGCCACCAUUGGCCAAGCAGACGCCAAGCGGAAAAUGUGGAAGCUGAAAAGCUUUGGUAGCUUAAGAAACGUGAGCAAAACAGAGGAAGAGAACAAUGACUUCCUCAUUGUGUCGAGUUCGGGCCAGACGUGGCACUUUGAAGCCCAGAGUGUGGAGGAGAGGGACUCCUGGGUCCAGGCCAUCGAGAGCCAGAUCCUGGCCAGCUUGCAGCUGUGCGAGAGCAGCAAAAACAAGGUUCGCAAAAACAGUCAGAGUGAGGCAGUGGCUCUGCAGGCUAUUCGCAACGCCAAGGGCAACAAUUUUUGUGUCGACUGCGACGCUCCAAAUCCGACGUGGGCCAGUUUGAACCUCGGUGCCCUGAUUUGCAUCGAGUGCUCGGGGAUCCACAGAAACUUGGGAACUCACGUGUCCCGCGUUCGCUCUCUGGAUCUUGACGAUCUGCCCCAAGAGCUCACGCUAGUCCUCAGCGCCAUUGGCAACCACAUGGUUAACUGCAUAUGGGAGGCACGCACAAUGGGCCACCGUAAACCCACCCCAGAUGCCACCCGGGAGGAACGCGAGUCAUGGAUUCGAGCCAAAUAUGAGCAGAAACUAUUUGUGGCGCCCUUGCCUCCUCCUUCUCCUAAGGAGGGUCCAGACAUCACGCUGUCGGGUCGUCUUCUGUUGGCUGUGAUGGAGCACAACCUCCCCAAAUUGCUGCUGCUUCUAGCCCACUGCACCAAGGAAGACGUCAAUGGCGCCCCCAGCAUGACGCUCUCCUCCAGGUCGCUCCCGGCAUUGCGGCUGCCCGGCUCAGCUCUUCACGCCGCCUGUCAGCAGGCCAAUGUGGUGAUGACGCAGCUUCUUGUGUGGUAUGGCUGUGAUGUUCGUUGUCGGGACGCUCAGGGUCAAACGGCGCUGAUCCUGGCUCACAUGGCGGCCAGCCAAGAGUGCGCCGACAUCCUGCUGCAGUAUGGCUGUCCCAACGAACCCGCCCCUUCCGUCGCCACGACCGGUGGAUUUGUAUCAGCCGCCGCCCCCGGCUUUCCCGUCACCAUGACGCAGAGCCUGACGGUAGCCACCACUCUAAAGAUCUCGCACAAGAGCGGCGGCACCAGCUUCAACUACAGCACUUCGAGAAGAACCGUGUCGUAAUGGAGAGAUAGGAUCAAGGACGGAAUAAGGGUGCCGCCAGACGUUGGAGAACUGCUGUGAGGAAGCAACACACACGCUGGCUAAUGCCGCAAACAUUUUACUGACUGCUCUUUGUUUGCAGCUCAUUUAAAAUACAACACCAACUUAUUCAAGUAUGGCGAUCCACCCAAACAUAUAAAUGUAAACAACUGCAAUAAGAUGGUAUUAACUGGUAUGUACAUUGUGUACAGUGGGAAAAUAAGCAUUUGAUCCCAUGCUGAUUUAAUAAGUUACCCUCUUACAAAUAUAUGAACUGUCCAGAAUUAUUAUGGUAGGUUUAUUCAGACCAAACAUGUCGAGGUGAUGCCAGAGAGGUCAAGUUUGGUCUCAUGUGACCACAUCACUCUCUACCAAGCCUACUAGAUUUUACAGAGCGAUUUCAAGACCUCUAAAUUUGGUAAUGAAAACUACAACAAGGAUGCACGUUGCACUCAAACAGCCGGUGUGUAAUAAGUACAUUACUUACAGUUUAGACACUUGCUAGGGCUUAACAAAAGACAAGACUGGCACAUUCAACUUAAUGGGAAAGACUACUUUCUGACUACAGCAACACACUAAUACAAACUUAAAUUAAUGCAUACCGUACUUGCAAAUGAGUUUUGAUUGAUUGAUUGAUUGAUUGAUACUUUUAUUAGUAGAUUGCACAGUUCAGUACAUAUUCCGUACAAUUGACCACUAAAUGGUAACACCCGAAUAAGUUUUUCAACUUGUUUAAGUCGGGGUCCACGUUAAUCAAUUCAUGGAGACGUCAGAAGUAUAAUAAAACAAGAUAUACUAUUAUACUGUAAGAAGGUCUAGGUCAUAGGUGUCAAAGUCAAGGCUCACAGUCCGAAUCCGGCCCGCAAAUAAAUUAUCUAAGGCCCCCGGGAUGAUAUUUGAUUAGUAUUAGAGCCGGCCCGCAAGCCACAGCCACCUGCUGCUGUUUUGCACGCAAAAAUACUCCAUCGGUAUUGAUGCUAGAACUUUUCAAAACUGGGUUCCAGGGACCCCAUCAAUUCAUAAAAAUUGGGUCCCACAGUACAUUUUUGGGGUCCCACUUUUUUGUAACCGUUUUGAAAACAAAUGAUAAAUGUAGACAUUAUCCUGUUAUAUCUCACAUUCUAUAUUGUUUUUUUGAAAAAGGAUUUUCAUAAGUGUUACUUAAUUAAUUAAACAAAAUAAUACAAAAGAAAAAAAUGCAUAUGUAAAUGUAUUCAGUUAUAAACAUUAAUUUUUCUUCUUUCCUUUAUGGAUCCUUUAUAAAUAUUUUUAUUGAAUAAUACUUCAAUAAAAUAUGAAUGUGAAAAGAAAUGCAACAAUGCAAUAUUCAGUGUUGACAGCUAGAUUUUUUUGUGGACAUGUUCCAUAAUUAUUGAUGUUAAAGAUUUAUUUUUUUGUGAAGAAAUGUUUAGAAUUAAGUUCCUGAAUCCAGAUGGAUCUCUAUUACAAUCCCCAAAGAGGGCACUUUAAGUACCCGGGCGGUAUGGCUCGGUUGGUAGAGUGAUUUGGGGGUUCCGGGUUCGAUCCCUGCUUCUGCCAUCCUGGUUACUACCGUUAUGACCUUGGGCAAAACACGUUACCCACCUGCUCCCAGCGCCACCCACACUGGUUUAAAUGUAACUCAGAUAAUGAUUUUCACAAUGUCAAGUGCUUUGAGUCACUUGAGAAAAGCGCUAUAUAAAUAUAAUUCACUUCAUCUAAACUCUACUGCUGCUGGUAUUUUUUUCUAUAUUUUUACUGUCAUAUUUUCGGAAUGGGUUUGCCCUAUUUUUGGCCAAAGUAAGACAAAGAAAACUAUCUGAAGAUUUCCCUCCAUGCGGCUCCUGAGCUAAAAUGAGUUUGACACCCCUGGCUAGGUCAAUAAAUCAAUUAAUAAAACGACAAAUGAAAAUUAAUUCGAUAAGUUUGCUGUCAUCGAUAGAUUGCAAUGUUUGUGUGUGUUUUUCUUAGUCUAAUACUUCCAAAAAGGGGACAAGGAGGUUCACUUUGUGCAUCGCUUUCAGCACCUGAGUGUGUUUAUUGCAUAGUAGAAUUAAAUGAACUGGGUGAAUACUUUCCUUAGUCAUCCACAAUCUUUGUCUCUGUGGCGGUACUGCUAGCCUCCGCACACGGAGAACCUCUCUAGUCGUGACUUGAUUGUGAAAAGCACCGCGAGGUAACACAAAUAGGAUUGAAACGCCAAAUGAAAAACCAAAAACAACGACAGCAGCAAAUAAAUAAAAUACACGCUUGACCCAGUUUUUCCCACUGAGGAAAAAAAAUUGCCCUUCAUAGAAGUGUAAUUUUUGCUAACAGAGAUUGAGACUCCAUUUAGUUUUUUGUCUGUUCACCUUUUUUAGGGUAAAUAAAAGUUGUUCAAAUACCAUUUACAAUUUAAAAAAAAAAAGUGAAAAUGCAUUGCGUUGGAAAGUACUGUUAUUAUUAUUAAGUAUUACUAAAGUGACUUGUCCAGGGUGUACCCCGCCUUCCGCCCGAUUGUAGCUGAGAUAGGCGCCAGCGCCCCCCCCCCCCCCCCCCCCGCGACCCCGAAAGGGAAUAAGCGGUAGAAAAUGGAUGGAUGGAUGGAUAUUACUAAAGUGCUUAAUUUGGUCACAGAAUAAUAUCUAUUAUUGGCAAUAAGUGAAGUAAAAUAUAUUUCUAUAGCGCUUUACAUAGUGAAACCCAUUAUCUAAGUCACAUAUAAGCCAGUGUGGGUGGCACUGGGAGCAGGCGGGUGAAGUGUCUUGCCCAAAGACACAACAACAGUAUCUCCCAUCCAAAGGCAAAACCCAGUAACUCAAUUUCGGUGAAAACAGAGCUGAUAAUAAUUUUGGAGUUCCUAGGUGAUAUGCUUUACAUUAGUGUAUGCGAUAUUGUAAUUCGUUCCGUAAGUAAGCUGUUACUACCACAUAACCGCGUAGAUACAACAGAAAAACCUAGUAUCUCAAGGGACCAAUCGAAGCGUCUUUGUCAGUGGCCUUAUUGUCUUUAAUGAGACAUUUGCACGAAUGGGGGCCGACGGUCAACCUGAUUAUGUGAUAUUAUGGCACGAGGGGAUAUUUGGAAGAUUGGCCCAGGACGUUGCAAGCACCUUCAUUAAAUGUAUUGUUCUUGAUUCUUCCCCUUGCAUACUCUUUUGGGCAGAUAACUGUGGAGGUCAAAAUAAAAACUGCACCCUGUACACGGCUCUUGCCCAAUGUGCAAACGCAGAAUGGGGCCCACCCGAGAUUGUGAUAAAAUAUCUGGAGAAAGGGCAUACGUUCAUGAGAGCAGAUUCAAUCCAUGGCUCAAUCGGCAAGAAAAUGAAAGCUCAAGAAAACAUCUAUACGUUUGAUGACUUUGUAGAUCUUUGUAAGACAGCAUCAAGAUAGAUUGGUUUUCCUCUGUUUUCUCAAAAUCAGCUAGAAGUGAGUUACUAGGUUUUGCCUUUGGACGGGAGAGUUAGUAGGAUGGCAGAAGCAGGGAUCAAACCCAGAACCCUCAAGUUGCUAGCACGGCCGCUCUACCAACCGAGCUCCACCUCCCCAAUAAUUUCCGGGACAAUGAGUCAUCUUAAAAAAUGUGGCGUUUGUGCAAUGCGGAUAUUUAUAGAAAUUAAAAACAUAUUUUUCAAUACAUUUUGGCCUCUUGUCCACAUGCUAAAAAAGUUUUUUUGUCCUUAAAAUGUUGUCAUUUUAUCUUGUGUUUUAUGAAAUGUGUGACAGUCGCAACAGAACAUGAUUAGUCGGUUUUAUUUUGUGCAGCCAUAGACGCACGAGUAUGCUUGUCAACAGACACGGGAGAUUAAAAAAGUAAAAAAAUAUAUGUUUUUUAUGAUCCGUAGAGUGCUGAUUUUAUAAAAUCUUAAUGUCUAUCACUUUAUUGAGACAUUGUAAUACAGUCUUCUGAUUGGCCAGAAUGAACAGCCCCCCCAAAAAAUUUUAAACUCCACUGGUGUGGAUGCAGAUUUUUUUUUUUUUAAAUGUACAUUUUUGAAAAUAAUACGAGCCCUCUUUUUUCUCACAAUCAUCUUUACCCCACAAGGUGAAAUAUUGACGGGUAUAUUGUUUGGUGUCAUUCCAAUUGUGGUUUCUUUCUCACUAAGCUUUUUGUUGAUGGUCUUGUAAUUCAUUAGUCUCGCGCAGUUUUAUUAGUGAAAUCGUCACCGGUUUUUAGUAUUUUCUUCCCUUUCCGAUUUUUUCCGCUCCAAUCGAUUAGUUCAGUUCCGUUGAUUUUGAUUCAUGCAUACAUUUACAAUUACAAUGUAAUGCAGGGGUCACCAAGGCGGUGCCCGCGGGCACCAGGUAGCCCGUAAGGACCAGAUGAGUAGCCCACUGGCCUGUUCUAAAAAUAGCUCAAAUAGCAGCACUUACCAGUGAGCUGCCUCUAUUUUUAAAAUUGUAUUUAUUUACUAGAAGAGUUGGUUUCGCUUUGCUCGACAUUUUCGAUUCUAAGAGAGACAAAACUCAAAUAGAAUUUGAAAAUCCAAGAAAAUAAUUUAAAGACUUGGUCUUCACUUGUUUAAAUAAAUUCAUUUAUUGUUUUUACUUUGCUUCUUAGAACUUUCAGAAAGACAAUUUUAAGAGAAAAAAAUACAACCUUAAAAAUGAUUUUCAAACACAUAUACCUUUUUAGCUUUUAAAUUCCAUCCAAUUUAAAUCAAUGUUCAAGUAAAUUUAUUUUUUUUAUUGUAAAGAAUAAUAAAUACAUUUUAAUUUGAUUCUUCAUUUUAGCUUCUGUUUUUUCGACGAAGAAUAUUUGUGAAAUAUUUCUUCAAACCUAUUAUGAUUAAAAUUAAAAGAAAUUAUUCUGGCAAAUCUAGAAAAUCUUUAGAAUCAAAUUUAAAUCUUAUUUCAAAUUAUUUGAAUUUCUUUUAAAAUUUUUGUUCUGGAAAAUCUAGAAGAAAUAAUGAUUUGUCUUUGUUAGAAAUGUAGCUUGGUCCAAUUUGUUAUAUAUUUUAACAAAAUGCAGAUUGGAUUUUAACCUAUUCAAAACAUGCCAUCAAAAUUCUAAAAUUAAUCUUAAUCAGGAAAAAUUACUAAUGAUGUUCCAUAAAUUCUUUUUUUUAAUUUUUUUUCAAAAAGAUUCAAAUUACCUAAUUUUUCUCUUCUUUUUAUCGGUAGAAUUUUGAAUUUCAAAAAUUCGAAAUUGAAGAUAAACUAUGUUUCAAAAUUUAAUUUUCGUUUUUUUCCUGUUUUCUCCUUUUUUAUACUGUUCAAUUGAGUGUUUUUUUUCAUCAUUUAUUCUCUACAAAAAAACUUUCCGUAAAAGGAAAAAAAAUGUACGACGGAAUGACAGACAGAAAUACCAAUUUUUUUAUAUACAUACAUUUUUUUCAUUAAAGUUAAAUUGAGCAAAUUAGCUAUUUCUGGCAAUUUAUUUAAGUGUGUAUCAAACUGGUAGCCCUUCGCAUUAAUCAGUACCCAAGAAGUAGCUCUUGGUUUCAAAAAGGUUGGUGACCCCUGAUGUAAUGCAUCACACAUUUCCAGUUGUUUCAUUACAUCAUGUCCUAAAAGGAGUAGAAAGAAGCAUAGCUUAUUUAAUAUUUAAUACUUGUGGUUUUUUUCUAACACAAGCUUCUCUGUAAUGGUCUUGACAACUUGUCCAUGGUCUUGGAGGGGUUUGAAUGGAAUAGACCGUGUCUUCUGUCCGAAUAACUACCGUAUUUUUCGGACUAUAAGUCGCAGUUUUUCUCGUAGUUUGGCCGGGGGUGUGACUUAUACUCAGGAGCGACUUAUGUGUGAAAUUAUUAACUCAUUACCGUAAAAUAUCAAAUAAUAUUAUUUAUCUCAUUAACGUAAGAGACUAGACGUAUAAGAUUUCAUAGGAUUUAGUUAUUAGGAGUGACAGAUUGUUUGGUAAACGUAUAGCAUGUUCUAUAUGUUAUAGUGUUUUGAAUGACUCUUACCAUAUGUUACGUUAACUUACCAGGCACCUUCUCAGUUGGUUAUUUAUGCGUCAUAUAACGUACACUUAUUCAGCCUGUUGUUCACUAUUCUUUAUUUAUUUUAAAUUGCCUUUCAAAUGUCUAUUCUUGGUGUUGGGUUUUAUCAAAUAAAUUUCCCCCAAAAAUGCGACUUAUACUCCAGUGCGACUUAUAUAUGUUUUUUUUUCCUUCCUUAUUUUGCAUUUUCGGCAGGUGCGACUUAUACUCCGGAAAAUAUGGUAGUUGAAAUUAGGAUUCAUUUAUUAAAUUAAUUACUUUGCUUCAUUGGUUAAAUCACCAAAAUGAUUCCCGAGCGCGGCCACCGCUGCUGCUCACUGCUCCCCUCACCUCCCAGGGGCUGGAACAAGGGGAUGGGUCAAAUGCAGAGGGUAAUUUCACCACACCUAGUGUGUGUGUGACUAUCAGUGGUACUUUAACUUUAACAUAAUAUUUUCUAAAUCAACAACAAACUAUUUUUCUAACUUUUCAUUCAUUUUUUUUUUGUUAAAAUCUCCACCAUAAAAGUUCUGUAUUUUUCAUAUGGUUCAAUAAUACUUGGGUCAACUUUCAAAAUCAGCAGGGGAUCGAUUCCUUCCUUCUUCACGGUAUCUGCCACUUCAGAGGUGUGUCACACUCAAAGAGAGUGUAAAUAUUGUCUGUUCUUCUCAAAGGUGCCCCGAUUGUUUUAAAGAAAAUCUAGAAAUACGAUGAUGGAAUUCUAUGAAUCUACAAAAACAACAACAUUGUUGUAUUACAUUUUGUACAGUAAGUGGUUCUGUGUCCAAAAAGUGGCUCACAAAGAGAUUAUUGCUUUGGUGUUCCUUUGAUAAUGAACUCUUGAAAAGCUCAAGACUUCAGAUUUCUAUUGAAUGUUUGUAUCACUGUGCGCGGCAUAAACCACUGUACAGCAGGGCCGUCCAAACUUUAAAGGAUGCAGGGGGGGGGGGGG